Coregonus sp. 'balchen' is the source of this 2258-nucleotide messenger RNA. Lineage: Eukaryota; Metazoa; Chordata; Actinopteri; Salmoniformes; Salmonidae. The record is from the annotation of a GenBank genome assembly.
AUGGCUGGGAAAGAAGGGCUGUCGUUCAGCGAGGCCAUCAUGGCAGCGGGCGACGCCAUCCACCGCUUCCCCCUGAUCAAGAUCCAAGGGGUCCCUCUCAUGUGCCACAUUGCCCAUAACUGGGACUCUAUCUGGGCCUUCCGCCCCGAUCCCUCCGACCUCCUUAUUGCCACCUACCCCAAAGCAGGUAACUGGAAAGAGGUUAUUCAUUCAUUGAUUUUGUAAUUCACAGAUGAUUAAAGGUAGCCUGGUUAAACCAGACCGAAUACUGCGCUCACCGAAUGACGGUCGCAGGGUUCAGUCCGGUUCAACCAGGCAAAAUUAAAGGGACAAGUUUGAAAUCAAAGUUUGUCCGAUAUUUUGAGACCUUAAAAGUAGUCGAAUGCCAGAUGAGUCCACAUACCACGGCAUCGGUUGCCUAGAGCUAGCUUAACAGGAGGCUGGUGAGGGGAGGACGUAAUAAUGGCUGGAAUGGAGUGAAUGGAAUGGUGUCAAACGCAAAGAAAUCAUGUAUUUGAUACCAUUCUAAUAAUUCCAUUCCAGCCAUUACUAUGAGCCCGUCCUCCCAAAUGAAGGUGCCUCCAGCCACCUGUGCUAGCUAUAUGCCUCAAACCAAAAUGAAUUAACCAGAUAAGCACAGCGAAUCCUGAAAACAAUAUGGUGCUUAUCCUUUCCAUUGAUUUUGGAUUGUGGUUCAUAGCUAUAUCUUCUUAACCUGGGACGUCGUGGAGUUACAGUAUCUCAACAGAAGACAACCCACAUGAAAAAAGACUAAUGUCCACAGAAACACUACAGUCCGCAGAAACCCAUAAGUGAGAAACAUACAUGAAACUGACAAAAUAAAGGAAACACCAACAUAAAGUGUCUUAUUAGGUCGUUGGGCCACCACGAACCAGAACAGCUUCAAUGCACCUUGGCAUGGAUUCUAUACUGAACAAAAAUAUAAACGCAACAUGUAAAGUGUUGGUCCCAUUUUGUGUACAAAUUUGUUUACAUCCCUGUUAGUGAGCAUUUCUCCUUUGCCAAGAUAAUCCAUUUACCUGACAGGUGUGGCAUAUCAAGAAGCUGAUUUAAACAGCAUGAUCAUUACACAGGUGCACCUUGUGCUGGGGACAAUAAAAGGCCACUCUAAAAUGUGAAGUUUUGUCACACAACACAAUGCCACAGAUGUCUUUUGAGGGAGCGUGCAAUUGGCAUGCUGACUGAAGGAAUGUCCAACAGAGUUGUUGCCAGAUAAUUAAAUGUUCAAGGAUAACAUUGACCAUUUUUAUACAUGACCCUAAGCGUGAUGGGAUGUUGAUUGCUUAAUUAACUCAUGAACACCACCUCUGUGGAAGCACCUGCUUUCAAUAUACUUUGCAUCCCUAAUUUACUUAAGUGUUUCCAUUAUUUUUGGCAGUUACCUGUACAUGCCAAGUAUAGACCAUAUACUGUGUUCCCUAUAGGUUAUAGAAAAGAGCAGAAGCUCUGAACUAUUCAUUCAGACCCCAGUCCUACCUACAGGUUAUGGAAAAUGGGCUCUUUUAGUAUUUGUCCAGUCAAUUUCCUGAAGGUGAAAUCCCCCACUUCUAUGUCAAAGAUAAUAAAACAAAAACACUAUAGUAAAUCCUAUAGUAUACUACAGUCCGCAAAAACCCUACAUACAUACUACAGUAUACAACAGUCCGCAAAAACACUACAGUUAUUACAAUAAUUUAUACCAAAGUCCACAAAAGCACUACAGUAAUUCAUAUAGUAUAUACUACAGUUUUUUUUACUACAGUAUUUCAACUAUAGUAAACUGUAAAUACUACAGUAUGUCCGCAAAAACACUACAGUGAAUACUAUAGUAUUUACACCAUAUAGUAUUUUUUCAUGUGGGUACUUUCGACAUCUGAAAAACUUUAAUUUUGGAGUGGGAGAACACAUUUAUUCUACUGUCCACUGGUUUGGAAUGUCCACUGCAUACCCCUGGAGUAAUGUCAACUCCAAAGAAAUAGAUUACUAGAAUGGACAUUCUCAUUCAAGUCAAUCUUCCGUGAUAGGUGGACUGUUGGCGGUACCCAUGAGUGUUCGAGUCAAAUUGCCGUGGUCUGAGGGGCUUCUAGUAAUUAUAUUUCAAUGGGCCCCUCUACCUUUGCUGUCUCCCAGGAACCACGUGGACCCAGGAGAUCGUGGACCUGCUGCUUAACAAUGGAGACGCUGAGGUCGCAAGGAGAGCACCCACCUCCGUCCGAAUCCCCUUCCUGGAGAUCCACUCCCCCCCGCCCAUCCCCUCU